GGGGCUCGAUGAACAAUAAUAAAUCGUAUUGCGUGGCCAAAGUAGUAUAAAUCAGAGACAAUUGGUUUGAUUUCUGUUGGAAAACGUUAGACAAUAUUAGACGGAUACGUUACUUCUGUUAAUGUGACUAAUUUGCUACUGUUAUAAGCGUUUUCUGUCAACAGAAGGAAAUGACCACGGCGUUUUAAUGUCGCAGUUAGGUGGGGAGCGACGGAGCGUCAGGCAGAUGACUUGAGGUGUAAGUUUCUCAAAGUGUAUCGUGAACCUGUUGGGAUGUUUAUUUCGACGCAAGAUGAACAUCAAGCCUUGAAGAACAAUCACGCUCAACAUUUGUAUAUCGAUGACAUGGAAUAUUCACGUGGAAAUUGAGCGAGAGAUUACAUUUGGAUUGAGGUCUUUGAGGCAGUAAUUGGAAAACCAAGAACACCCCCCCCCCCAUAUCAUUACUGCCCUCUCCGUGACUCGCUAGUCCCACAAUGGAUUCCUUCUCAAGGCCCAGCGGCGAGAUUCAGCGCAAGAACCCACAGCACGACUUCGAACUCAUUCAGAGAGUUGGGAGCGGGACGUAUGGAGACGUGUAUAAGGCUCGUAACAUCUCCACAGGGGAGCUAGCAGCUGUAAAGAUCAUUAAAUUGGAGCCAGGAGAUGAUUUCUCAAUAAUCCAGCAAGAAAUUUUCAUGGUGAAAGAAUGCACUCAUCACAACAUAGUCGCCUACUAUGGCAGCUACCUCUGUCGUGAGAAAUUGUGGAUCUGUAUGGAGUACUGUGGGGGGGGGUCACUACAGGACAUCUACCAUGUUACAGGUCCUCUGUCUGAACAGCAGAUUGCUUAUGUGUGCAGAGAAACAUUGCAGGGUUUGGGCUAUCUCCACUCCAAAGGAAAGAUGCACAGAGAUAUCAAGGGAGCAAAUAUUUUGCUCACUGACAAUGGAGAUAUCAAAUUAGCUGACUUUGGAGUAGCAGCCAAAAUAACUGCGACUAUUGCCAAGAGGAAGUCCUUUAUUGGCACCCCCUACUGGAUGGCACCUGAAGUGGCUGCAGUAGAGAAGAAUGGAGGUUACAAUCAGUUGUGUGAUAUCUGGGCUGUAGGAAUUACAUCAAUAGAACUUGCAGAAUUGCAGCCACCCAUGUUUGACCUCCACCCAAUGAGGGCUUUAUUCCUAAUGUCCAAAAGCAGUUUCCAGCCACCAAAAUUAAAGGACAAGAUUAAAUGGUCAACGGCCUUUCACAACUUUGUUAAAGUUGCACUCACCAAGAACCCCAAAAAGAGACCUACAGCAGAAAAACUGCUCACGCAUGUGUUUGUAGGUCAGACAGGUUUGACACGUAGACUUGCUGUGGAACUUCUGGAUAAGAUGAAUAACCCAGACAACCCUCCUCACUAUAGCGAAGGAGAUGAAGAUGACCUGGAGCCUGUGGCUGAACGUCACACCAUCCGUUCAACACAGAACAAGAAUGCUCGAGCUGAGAGAACUCGCUCAGAGAUCAACUUUGAUAAACUGCAGUUUGAGCCUCCAAUGAGGAAGGAAACAGAAGCACACUCAGAAAUGGAUAUGACCAAGGAGAGUGAGUUCCCCUCCCAGUGGAGCCCAUUUGUAGAAGGAGGCAUCUCUAACAGGGGACAUAUGGCUCCACUGGAGGAUGCCUUUGAGGAUGUAGAGAUUUCUACUCUGAAACAGGGAGCACCUCCACCUCUGCCUCCUAAGCCACGGCUAAACAGUGCAUCUGAUGAGCUGGGUGAUGGCUGUUCAACGGUAAAGAGGUUUCCAGACAAUGGGCCAGCACCAGGGCACAGACAGAGCACACCAGAGAGAGGCAACAGAACUGAACACACCGGAGCAGACUACCUCUCUGCUAGCGUGAGCAGCCCUGGACUACACUCACAGUCUAUUGAACAUGUAGAGAACUCGGAAUACACUAUAAACGGGGACACACCAAAAUCACCUCCCAGCCGUCUACAGAGGAAGGAAAGGAAAGAUUUCCCUAAAUCAGCAAUAAAUGGCCUACCACCCACCCCUAAAGUCCUGAUGGGAGCAUGUUUCUCUAAAGUGUUUGAUGGCUGUCCUCUUAAAAUCAACUGUGCGACUUCAUGGAUCCACCCAGAUAGUAAAGAUCAGUACUUGAUCUUUGGGACAGAGGAUGGGAUCUACACUCUGAACCUUAAUGAGUUACAUGAAGCCACCAUGGAGCAGUUGUUUCCACGGAGAUGUACAUGGCUGUACGUCAUAAAUAAUAACCUCAUGUCAUUAUCAGAAGGGAAAACCUUCCAGUUGUAUUCUCACAAUCUGAUUGGCCUGUUCGAGCAGCUCAAAAAACCUGGACUUGCUGCACAGUUCCAAACACACAGAUUCCCUGACAAGAUACUGCCCAGAAGAUUUGCCCUGACCACCAAAAUCCCUGACACAAAGGGCUGUCACAAGUGCUGCAUCGUGCGUAACCCGUAUACAGGUCAUAAGUACCUGUGUGGAGCACUGCAGUAUGGCAUCGUUCUGCUACAGUGGUACGAACCCAUGCAGAGGUUCAUGCUUAUAAAGCACUUUGAUUUUCCCUUGCCAAGUCCUCUGCGUGUGUUUGAGAUGUUGGUCGUGCCAGAGCAGGAGUACCCCUUGGUGUGUGUGGCCGUCAGUCACGGUACUGACCCAGGCCAGGUCGUCCGCUUUGAAACCAUCAACCUCAACUCCUGUUCCUCCUGGUUUACUGAGAUUGGCUCAGCUGGUAAUCAUGUUGAUGCUAUUCAUGUCACUCAGUUGGAGAGGGACACUGUGCUUGUCUGCCUGGAUAAAAAUCUGAAGAUUGUGAAUCUGCAAGGAAAGCUGAAGUCUAAUAAGAAAUUGGCUUCUGAGCUCAGUUUUGACUUCUGUAUUGGUUCUGUGGUGUGUCUUCAGGACAGUGUUCUGGCAUUCUGGAAACAUGGGAUGCAGGGAAAGAGCUUCAAGUCUAAUGAGGUAACACAGGAGAUUUGUGACCCGAGCAGAGUAUUCCGUCUACUGGGAUCUGACAGGGUGGUGGUUUUGGAGAGCAGGCCCACUGAUAACCCCACGGCUCUCAGCAACCUUUACAUCCUGGCGGGCCAUGAGAACAGUUACUAGCCCUUGCAUAUGCUGAUGCUGCUUCCUGUCUGCAGUGGCCAUUAUGGAUCCAGAGCUACCUGACUCUUUCUUCUGGCAGUAUGUUUGAUGAGCAGUGCAGCUUUUGUUGCUAAAGACAAGGUCUAAGAGCAAAGGGACUAGGAUGCUCCAGAUAGUGUCAUCUCAAAUCUCUGAAUGGGUCUAUGAAGCAGCUGCAGGCCAUACAUUCUCCUGCCUACGUUACAGCCUAAAUGGGCAUAUAGAGUCGCAAGAGUCUAACAGCCAUUGAGAUUCCCGCAAAUGUAAUAAACAAGCAGAUCUCCCCGCAAGGCUUUUCAGCAAUAGAAAUAUUAAACAGCAAUACUGCAGAAAAAUGUUUCUAUAAAGUGCCUUUUUGAGGGGAUUGUUAGGCAUGCUUCAUUGGACUAUUGAAGAAAUGUCCUCUGAUGUCUCAGUAUGCAAAUAACUUGUCUUCAAACCAGACUUUAGUAUCUUAAUUCUGUUCUAGGACCAGAAUUAGAUUUUAGAUCUCUUAUUUGUGAAUAUAUAGCAGACAGAGGAUAAUCUAAGGAGAUAGUAAAUUUGUAAAAAAAAAUCAUUUGUUUUUUGGCAUGUUGGCUAUUUAAAGUGUAAUUUAUUGAUCUGUAGCCACGUGUUCUACUUUUAAAGGCAAUAUUUUUCUCCCUGUGACACUGCAUGGUUACACCCACAUUUUAUUAUGUAUUGUUCCUCUUUAUCUCCUGCUUGGUUACAUUUUAGAAAGCAGUUAUGUAAAAUGGUAUCCUUUUUAUUGUAACUUUUAUUCAAUAUUUGCACCAUGUAAGCACUUUUGUACAUUGUUUUUGUAUUUAAGAAAGGUAGACAAAAUAUGGGACAUGCUAGGUUUUUAUAACUUGCUGAGAAAUUCCAUAGCUUCAGUUCUAAUGUAUGCUGUUUUUGUAAUAAAACAUUAACAAGA
Molecule: messenger RNA, 4026 nt
Organism: Electrophorus electricus (electric eel)
Lineage: Eukaryota; Metazoa; Chordata; Actinopteri; Gymnotiformes; Gymnotidae
Source: RefSeq, a predicted model, not a curated record